Gaeumannomyces tritici R3-111a-1 is the source of this 2312-nucleotide messenger RNA. Its product is annotated as NADP-specific glutamate dehydrogenase. The transcript has 3 exons. The coding region runs from base 426 to 2024 and encodes 532 amino acids. Gene Ontology annotation, cellular component: cytosol. Gene Ontology annotation, molecular function: L-glutamate dehydrogenase (NADP+) activity. The record is from RefSeq and is a predicted model, not a curated record. NCBI's taxonomy places the organism in Eukaryota, Fungi, Ascomycota, Sordariomycetes, Magnaporthales, Magnaporthaceae.
GCGCCGCGAUCGCUCUGUCCGCACAAGGGGCUGCCAAGGGAGAGAGGGUGAGGGACGCGCCAGGAGAUGCGGCGAGCGGGCGGAUGGCCGGGCCAAAUAUGGGACGGGAGGAGUGAUACGGGGUGGGCGAGGCGUGGUCAAAGAAAAGCCCGCGGAUCGGCUCUGUCUGAUCUGUCUGGUCUAUCUGUCGUCCUGUGUCUCUAUAAAGAGGCCGCUUUUCUCAUGAAUGUAUUCUUCUUUUUCUGCCAUCUCUUCUUGCAUCUCUAUCCUUGUAUUUCCUACUAUUUGAUACCUAGUCGAACUCGUCUGUCUAUUAUCCUAUACCCACGCCAGCACCUAUAGAUACCCAUAGCCCAAUCUCUUGUCUUCACUCACCUCCCUAGGAUAUACCCUCGAGACGGCAUCCGCCCAUACAUAGCACCACAAUGCCUGUCCUACCGUCGGAGCCCGAGUUUGAGCAGGCCUACAAUGAGCUGGUCAGCACACUCAAGAACAGCAGCCUGUUCGACAAGCAGCCCGAGCUGCGCACGGCACUCAAGGUCGUGUCCAUCCCCGAGCGCGUGAUCCAGUUCCGGGUAGUGUGGACCGACGACCGGGGCGAGCUGCAGGUCAACCGCGGGUACCGGGUGCAGUUCAACUCGGCGCUGGGCCCCUACAAGGGCGGGCUGCGGCUGCACCCCUCGGUCAACCUCUCGAUCCUCAAGUUCCUCGGCUUCGAGCAGGUCUUCAAGAACGCGCUCACGGGCCUGCAGAUGGGCGGCGGCAAGGGCGGGGCCGACUUCGACCCCAAGGGCAAGUCGGACGCCGAGAUCCGGCGAUUCUGCGAGGCCUUCAUGGCGGAGCUGAGCCGCCACAUCGGGGCGCUGACGGACGUGCCCGCGGGCGACAUGGGCGUGGGCGGGCGCGAGAUCGGGUUCCUGUUCGGCGCGUACCGGCGCCUGCGCAACAGGUUCGAGGGGGGCGUGCUGACGGGAAAGGGGCUCGACUGGGGCGGCAGCCUGAUCCGGCCCGAGGCCACGGGCUACGGGCUCGUCUACUACGUCUCGCACAUGCUCGGGCACGCCGGCGCGCCCGGCUGGGCCGGCAGGCGCGUCGCCGUCUCGGGCUCGGGCAACGUGGCACAGUACGCGGCCCUCAAGGUCAUGGAGCUGGGCGGCACCGUCGUGUCGCUGUCGGACUCGCGCGGGGCCCUGGUGGCGCGCGGGGCCAAGGGCGGCGUCUCGCGCGCCGACGUCGAGGCCGUCAUGGCGCUCAAGGAGCGCCGCCGCCCGCUGUCGGAGCUGCCCGGGUGCGGCGGCAGCAACGGGGUUGCGAACGGCCACAAGGGGGCCAAUGGUCACGCCAACGGCAACGGGGUUAACGGCAACGGCAACGGCGUCAACGGCAACGGCGUCAACGGCAACGGCGUCAACGGCAACGGCGUCAACGGCAACGGCGUCAACGGCAACGGCGUCAACGGGCACAGCAACGGAACCAACGGGCACAGCAACGGCCACGAAGAGAAAGAGGAGGAGGAGGAGGCGCACCCGCGGCUCGAGUACAUGGCCGGGGCGCGGCCGUGGGCGCACGUGGGGCGCGUGGACGUGGCGCUGCCGUGCGCGACGCAGAACGAGCUCAGCGGGGCCGAGGCCGAGGCGCUCGUGGCGGCCGGCGUGCGCUUCGUGGCCGAGGGCUCCAACAUGGGCUGCGAGCAGGCCGCCAUCGACGUCUUCGAGGCCCACCGCCGCGCCAACCCGGCCGCCGCCGCCGUCUGGUACGCGCCCGGCAAGGCGGCCAACUGCGGCGGCGUCGCCGUGUCCGGCCUCGAGAUGGGGCAGAACAGCUCGCGUCUGGCCUGGCCAGCAGAGAAGGUCGACAAGGAGCUCCAGUCCAUCAUGGAGAACGCAUUCCAGACCGGCCUCAAGACGGCAAAGGAGUACGUCCCGGCCCGCGAGGGCGAGCUGCCCAGCCUGGUUGCCGGCAGCAACAUUGCCGGCUUCGUCAAGGUCGCCCGCGCCAUGCAUGACCAGGGAGACUGGUGGUGAGGCUUUACCACCUGCUUCUUUUCCUUUCGUCUAGGUCUUCUCAUUGGUUCGGGGAAUCGGCGUUCCGGCAUUUGGGGGAGUCAUUCGGGGAUUGUUUGUUACUGGGUGGGUGCCUCUUUGACUUCGGUCUGGCUUUGUUGGGAGGCUUCUCUCUUUUUUUCUUUUUUCUUUUUUCGCACACCACAUUCUCUCCAUCUCUCUGUAGCCCAAGUAUUCUCUCUCACCAUCCAAUCGGAUACAAUACAACGUAGCAUGGGGUCAGUUCGUAAUGCAGGGUGCCCCUUUCCC